AUGGUUGAAAAGGAACUAAAUUAUAUUGCUUCUAGGCAGGCAGCAGAAACUUCUUCUAACGAAAAGGAUGGUGGUGUCACCGUUGAAGUCUUGCCAUUUGAUAACGACAAGCCAAAAGGAUCUACUUUUACCAGAAUUGUUGAUUCUUUCAGGCGUUACGAAGCGGAAGACUUAAACCUUGACCCCAAUUUGACAGAUAUCGAAAAAACAGCUAUUAUUACCGCCAAUUCUCCAUUAUCACGUUCCUUAAAGAACAGACACUUACAGAUGAUCGCCAUCGGAGGUGCUAUUGGUACUGGUUUAUUCGUUGGUUCUGGUAAGAGAUUGCACACUGGUGGUCCAGCAGGUGUCUUAAUCGGUUAUUCUUUAAUUGGUACUAUGAUCUAUGCAACCUGUCAAGCCUUAGGUGAAUUAGCAGUGACUUUCCCAGUUGCUGGUGCAUUUGUCACUUACAAUACUCGUUUUAUUGACCCAUCUUGGGGAUUUGCCAUGGCUUGGAAUUAUGCUAUGGGUUGGUUAAUUACCUUACCUUUAGAAUUGGUUGCUGCUUCUUUAACUGUAGACUACUGGAAUGACACUAUAAAUCCAGCAGCUUUUGUUUGUAUUUUUUGGGUUUUGAUUUGCGUGAUUAACUUCUUUGGUGCUAGAGGAUACGGAGAAGCUGAAUUUGUAUUCUCGAUUAUUAAAGUCAUUGCUGUGGUUGGUUUCAUCUUCUUUGGUAUUAUCGUUGUUUCAGGUGGUGGACCAAACCAUAAGUACCUUGGUGCUCAUUACUACUACGACCCAGGUGCCUUUGCAAAUGGUUUUAAGGGUGUUUGUUCUGUUUUUGUUUCGGCAGCCUUUGCCUUCGGUGGUACCGAAUUAGCAGGAUUAGCCGCUGCUGAAACAGAAAACCCAAGAAAGUCUUUACCAAAGGCCACCAAGCAAGUGUUCUGGAGAAUUACGCUUUUCUACGUCAUUUCCCUUUUAUUGGUUGGUUUAUUAGUCCCAUACGAUGAUAAAAGAUUGACUUCUGGUACAUCCUCUGCUGAUGCUAGAGCUUCUCCUUUCGUGUUAGCCGUCGUUGAUGCUGGUGUUAAGGGUUUACCAUCGGUCAUGAAUGUCGUUAUUAUGAUUGCAGUUCUCUCAGUUGGAAAUUCUUCCGUUUAUGCAUCAUCUAGAACUUUAGCCGCAUUGGCUGCAUGUAACCAAGCGCCAAAGAUUUUCAACUACAUCGACAGAAAGGGUAGACCAAUUUUUGGUGUUAUUGUUACCUGUCUCUUUGGUGCCUUAUGUUUCUUAGUCGCCUCUAAUAAUGAGUCGCUUGUCUUCGACUGGAUGUCAGCAUUGUCAGGUCUCUCUUCGUUAUUCACUUGGGGUUCAAUUUGUUUCUGUCACAUCAGAUUUAGAUAUGCUUUGCGGGUUCAAGGCAGAUCCACCGACGAAAUUGCUUACACUGCUCAAGCAGGUGUUUAUGGUUCUUACUACGGUUUGAUUUUUAUCAUUUUGGUUUUUAUUGCUCAAUUCUGGGUUGCUCUUUUCCCUCUCGGAGGCUCACCAAACGCUUCUGAUUUCUUCCAAUCUUAUUUAUCGGUUCCAGUUGUCAUACUUUUCUACGUUGGUCACAAAUUGUGGACUAGAAACUGGAGAUUAUAUGUAAGAGCCAAGGAUAUUGAUCUUGAUACUGGAAGAAGAGAACUCGAUUUGGAUGUCUUAAAGCAAGAAUUGUUAGAAGAAAAGGAAAUUAUUGCGGGUAAGCCGUUCUACAAGAGAUGGUGGCACUUCUGGUGUUAA
Messenger RNA from Dujonia railenensis, 1773 nucleotides. The record is from the annotation of a GenBank genome assembly. NCBI's taxonomy places the organism in Eukaryota, Fungi, Ascomycota, Pichiomycetes, Serinales, Debaryomycetaceae.